Molecule: messenger RNA, 947 nt
Organism: Salvelinus namaycush (lake trout)
Lineage: Eukaryota; Metazoa; Chordata; Actinopteri; Salmoniformes; Salmonidae
Gene: eif4e2rs1
Product: eukaryotic translation initiation factor 4E family member 2 related sequence 1
Exons: 8
Coding region: 189-860 (223 amino acids)
Biological process (GO): translational initiation
Cellular component (GO): eukaryotic translation initiation factor 4F complex; cytoplasm
Molecular function (GO): translation initiation factor activity; RNA 7-methylguanosine cap binding
Source: RefSeq, a predicted model, not a curated record
GCUUCCAUUCACAAGUGGAACUGUGUCUGUAUGGAACGUAGGUUGCACCGCGGCCAGCUAUCUUGCGUGUUGUUUGAAGCGAGUUGAACGUAACCAGCUGGCUAAUAAACGAUUAACGUUUAAACCCAUCAACUAUCCCUGUUGUCGUGAGGUUCGCUUCUCUGUGAAGAAGACCGCUCGAAGCUGAGAUGAACCAAUUUGAACAUCUGAAAGAUGACGACACAGAGGAUCAGGAUGAGACGGUGUGUAACCGGGAGGAAGACUGCUCCAUCAACAACAAUCGACGCAAGACGGUGAGUCCUGCAGCAGGGGAGCAUCCUCUACAGUAUAACUAUACCUUGUGGUAUUCUCGGAGGACUCCGUCCCGGCCCGCCAACACACAGAGUUAUGAACAGAACAUCAGACAGAUCGGCACGGUCGCAUCGGUGGAGCAGUUCUGGAAGUUUUACAGUCACCUGGUGCGACCGGGAGAUCUGACUGGCCACUCUGACUUCCACCUGUUUAAAGAGGGAAUCAAACCCAUGUGGGAGGAUGAAGCUAAUAAGAACGGUGGGAAGUGGAUCAUCAGGCUGCGAAAAGGUCUGGCCAGCAGGUUCUGGGAGAACAUUAUUCUGGCCAUGUUGGGAGAACAGUUCAUGGUGGGAGAGGAGAUCUGUGGGGUGGUGGUCUCUAUACGCUUCCAGGAAGACAUCCUGUCUAUAUGGAAUAAGACGGCCAGCGAUCAGGUGACGACGUCUAGAAUACGAGACACUCUUAGACGCGUCCUGAACCUCCCCCCCAACACCAUCAUGGAGUACAAGACACACAACGACAGCCUCAAGGAUAAUUCUAGCUUCCGCAACACAAAGAUCACCCUGUGAAGAGAUGGAGGGAUGGAGAGAGAGCAAGAGGGAGAGACGGAAGAGUGGAGAGAGACUGGAGUGGAGGGAGGGAGAGACGGGAGUGGA